Molecule: messenger RNA, 4381 nt
Organism: Protopterus annectens (West African lungfish)
Lineage: Eukaryota; Metazoa; Chordata; Ceratodontiformes; Protopteridae
Gene: ADGRD2
Product: adhesion G protein-coupled receptor D2
Exons: 26
Coding region: 431-3589 (1052 amino acids)
Biological process (GO): cell surface receptor signaling pathway; adenylate cyclase-activating G protein-coupled receptor signaling pathway
Cellular component (GO): membrane
Molecular function (GO): G protein-coupled receptor activity
Source: RefSeq, a predicted model, not a curated record
UAACUGUGCCACACACUCUGCUGCUGGAUAUUGAAUUAUUAAAGCCGUUACUGUUCCUUGCCUUCCAAUCUAAAAUCCAGACGGAUAAAAGGCUUUCUACACAAGUGGCACAGAGAGCCUUUCUGGGAUGCAAGGGUACUUUGGUGGUUAAAAGACACCAGUUACGCAACAGUUAGGCAGCAGCCAUCAUAAAAAAAAAAACAUUAAUUUGCAUUUGAAAAAAAUCGUGGGAGACAGUAACAAGUUAGCGAACAUCCAGACAUAGCACCAUCUUCUACUGCCAUCGUAAUGCAGGAAUCUUUGAUGGAUAACCGAAGGAGUUUAUCUAAGACUACAAUCACAGUGUUUAUUACGUGGACUCAUUGAUCAUGUUUAUCUAGCGUCUCAAGAAAGAAAGCUCCAGCUGGAAACCACUGUUCAACCUGCCAACAUGCUGGAGAAUUCUUGGGGACUUACGUUCUGUUUUUCUUACUUUCUGAUAUGCAGUUUCUCCAAAAGUCUUCAAAAUCUACCUGCAAAAGAGCACAGCAAUAAUCCUGACAGAGAUAAGAAUAUACCUUCUGUGAUCAUUACAACUUCUGAGUAUGUUUAUGAAGGUACCAACAUCUCUUCAGACUGGUGGGCUGCUGUGAGGUACUGUGAACUCAAGUUUGGCCAUUUGCCUUUUGAAGUGCCUGAAAGUGAUCUGGUUGAUCUGGGGAAACUGCAGCUGUUGAAUAACAUAAAUGGGCCUAUAUGGUUAAACCAAAAGGAUAAAACCAUACAAAAUGGACUGCGCAUGCUUCCAGUUCUGAUAUUUCAAAACAAAACGAACACAAAGUUUGUAAAAAUAUUACUCGAUUUCCCAGCAAUGUCUGCAGUUACGGUCUGUGCACGUGUACAGUGGGAUAACACAAAUCGGGAAAUUUCAGCUGUAUUUUCAUAUGCUGUCCCAACAUUUAUGAAUGAGUUACAGCUACGAGGUUGGAUUGAUGAAGAUGGGUUUGUGCGGCUUGCCUUAAUGGUCCAUGGACACCAUUCAGCUUUCCUACCUAUUUUUAAAAGUGAUGGACAGUGGCAUCAUUUUUGUGUGACGUGGCAGAAGUGGAAUGGCAGCUGGGAGAUUUAUGCUGAUGGUGAGAAGAAAAAAGUGGGUGAUGGACUUCAUACUCUACAAGAAAUUUAUGGCCAUGGAACAUUCAUCAUUGGUCAGGAUCAGGACUCAUUGGGUGGCUCAUAUCGAGAGAAGGAGGCUUUUAGUGGUAACAUUACUGACCUGUACAUUUGGAAAGAAGUGCUGAGCGGAGAACAGAUUGCUCGAGUCUACUCAUGCUGUUCUUUGGAACAUGAGCUUGUAUUUGCGUGGAACAACUACAGCCUGGAAAUUGAACCAACAGUGCAAGAAAUAACAAUUCAGCUUUCCUGCCCAGGACUGAGACACUCAUCUGUUCAAGAUUGUGGAACUCUGAAUGCUGCGAAAAAGGAAUUCAGUUUCAAACCAUGCACAGAGCCUCUUAGGUUCAUCUGUCAGUACCAAAAAGAUGUCUACAUGAAAUUGAUAUCAGCGAAACCUAAUUCAGGAAGUGCUUUUCUUGAAAGAGUAAAUGACCUUGCAGACAAUCCCAGGGCUACAGGAAAUGUGUUUAUGAGCACAGAAAAGCUUAACAUAUCUGAAGCAGUUGAUGUUUUGAAGGCUACCCAAACAGCAUUAAAAGAAAGAAAUAUCACCAUGGAGUCAGGAGACCUGCUGAGUGUAAUGCAGUUUUUACGAAAUGUGGCAGAUAUUGGCACCAAAGACCAUGAAAAUCCACAGGCUCUACAGAACCUCAGCUACUACUUUAUCAAUGUAGCCGACGCUAUUUUUGAAGAACAGCAUGCUAGCAUAUGGGCUGACAUUAAUCAGGUUGUUCAGGGACCUAUGCAGAUAGUCCAGAACAUUGAUAGAAUGGCUACAAAUCUGAAUCAGUUGAUGAAUGAUGAAAGAAAAUCAUUACACAUUAAAAGUACCAAUAUCGAAAUUGACGUAAAGGAAGUUGAAUUGAGCCAUAUUUCAAGCAGCAGUGGGAUGUAUGUGGCUAAAAAUGUCAGCAGUGAAAGAGAUCAGAUAGGUGUCCCACCUGAAGAAAUUGCAAGGCUUGCUCAAAGAGGUCUAACAAAGGUUACAUUUAUUAACACCUGGUAUGGUUCCAUUCAGCAUUUGCAUGGACAUGGAAAAGAGACUACAGCACAGGGUGCGACUGUUUCUGAUGGUGGUUACAAAUUUCUGCAUACACAAGUUGGGUCUGCUGUUAUUUCAUCCACUGUUUUAGCAAAUAAUGAAGAAGUUAGCACAGCAGUUCGUUAUCAGCUUCAGCAUAAAACUCAGAGUCCUUUUGAUGUAGUAAUUGAACCCAUCUGUGUUUUCUGGGAUUUUAACCUCAGACCAGAAAUGGGAGGCAGUUGGUCUAGUGAAGGAUGUUCUGCCAUUUCUUCAAAUCCUGUAGCAACUUCAUGUUUUUGUAACCAUACAACCAACUUUGCACUGUUGUUACAAGUUUAUGAAAUACAGAGAAAUGCAGAAGACGAGAUGACAUUAAGGACACUGACAUUUAUUGGCUGUGGCAUUUCUUUCUGUUGCCUGAUUGUUACCUUAGUUCUUUUCACUGCUGUUAGGGUUCCAAAAUCUGAAAGAACCACUGUUCACAAAAAUCUGAUAUUUGCACUUGCCGCUGCCGAAGCUUUGCUCAUGUUCAGUGAGUUGGCCAGUUCAAAUAAGGCAGUAUGCACUGCUGUUACAGCUUUCCUACACCUUUUCUUCAUGGCAGCUUUUGCCUGGAUGCUGGUAGAAGGUCUUCUUCUGUGGAGUAAAGUGGUUGCAGUAAACAUGAGUGAAGACAAAAGAAUGAAGUUCUACUAUCUAACUGGAUGGGGGAUGCCAUUUCUAAUAGUUGGCAUUACUUUGGCAAGUUCCUUCGACAAGUAUGUGGCAGAUGGAUACUGCUGGCUAAAUGUUCAAUCAGACAUCAUCUGGGCAUUUGUUGGACCAGUCCUUUUUGUUCUGACAGUCAAUACAUUUGUCCUGUUCCGUGUAGUUAUGGUUACAGUGUCCAGUGCCAGGAGACGUACGCAGAUGCUAGCACCAAAAUGUAGCCAUGAAACACAGCUGGGGAAUCAGAUAUGGGCUGCUGCUAAACCAGUUAUUGUUCUACUCCCCGUACUGGGUCUGACAUGGUUCUGUGGCAUCUUAGUGCAUCUGAGCCUUACGCUGGCCUACAUCUUUAUCGGCAUGAAUUCAUUUCAGGGCCUUUAUAUAUUCCUGGUGUAUGCAGUAUAUAACAGUGAGGUGAGGCAUGCUAUCAAAAGAAUAAAGGAAAAGAAGAAAGCUCUGUCAUUUACAAACUGUUCUCACCCAAUAAGUUACCUUUCAAGUCCAAGGACAACUACAUCAUGGGAUACAGGAAAGCUGCAUUUCUCAUUCUCCAACAGCACAUCUGCAGAGAAAAAGUCUGCCAUGAAGUCACAUACAAACAAAGGAGAAUUUGGUCCAGAAACCCCCGUAAGUUUUUCAAGAAACCUGACUACAGAAAAAUCAGCUGUUCAACUGACAGCAUUCAAAUCCUCAGGUUUGUAAGAUCAGCCUUUGAAAGUGAAUGAACAAACACAUUUGAAAACCAAGAUUAAACUGGAAAAAGAAGAUAACAUCUGUUAAAUCACCCUUUUCAUGAACUGAAAAUGUAUUUUAUUUCAGAUGACUGAGCUCAGAUCCAUUACUUUGUAUUUAGAGAUGUGUUAAUUGCACCUGUAGCAUUAAAGAAUAACUCCAUGCCUCCCAUUCAUGUGGAUCUGUCUGGUUUCUGAAUUUUGUGUUUGGGUCUUUUGUUGACCUAUUUUGAAUAGCCUGUACAAGAAAACUCCAUGAGCUCAAGAGAAUUUUGGCAUCUACAACUAUAUUCGUUUUUUUGUACAUCUGACAAAAUGUCAUCACAACAUUGCAUGCAAGUGUUAAAUAUUGGUGAUAAAGCAGCUUAUUUAAUGGCCAGAAAAGAACAGGCUUUGCAGAAAUGUUUUUAGAGAUAUAUUUAUAUGAGACAUUAAUGUACUUUUGGAUGACAGUUAUUUGCAGAAAUGCAAAGACAUAUAAUUUGAUAGAAUUUUGACUUCAUUGACUAAAAGUGCCAGUUAUAUGCUUGACAAGGAUUCAGAAAAAGUUAAAACUUUUGAUCCUCAGAGCAAAUGUAGUAACAUAUUUAGUAUUUUUUAAAAAAUUUUUAUACUAGAUGUUCAUUUCUUUUAUUGGAAUAUUCUGAUUUUCUGAGCUGCUAUACCUGAAUAAUAUGUUCUGUGUCUCCUGAGAUCAUAUUUUGUCAGCUUAAUGCCAUAGCUAUGUGAAUAAAAACACAAGAAUUGGACUGAGUUAUAAUAA